ACCGGUCAAUCGGAGAUUGCACUUACGAGCGAUCUGAUUGACAUUAGAGAAAAAAAUCAGUGUUCUUUGUCACUUUCUGUUUAUUUCCUCUGGGAAGUCGGAGAAAAAAAUUAAAGAGGAUUCAAAUCGUUUGAAAAUGAUGUUAAAGAAAGUGACCCACGUUAUUUUUGAUAUGGAUGGACUUCUUAUUGAGUCCGAGUCUGUGUAUGAGAAAAUCGUAAAAGACAUAGCAGCGGUGUACGGUAAAGAAUAUACCAGAGAUGUUAGACUGAAAGUUUUGGGAACCCCAGAAGAGGACACAGCUAGAAUAGCUGUCACAGAAAUGGGUCUGCCCAUUUCGCCUGAAGAAUUCCUUAUAAUUUUCAAGGAAAAAGUACACGAAGAGCUGCAAAACCCAGUUCUAAUGCCGGGAGCUAAGGAAUUGGUCAGACACUUUUAUAAGAACGAGAUACCAAUAGCAGUGGCGACGUCUUCUGCCCAGGAUGCCAUGGAGCUUAAGACAAAGAACCAUCAGGAUAUUUUUAAGUUGUUUCAACAUAUCGUUUGUGGGAGUACCGAUCCCGAGGUCAAGAAUGGAAAACCUGCCCCUGAUAUAUUUUUGGCGUGUGCCUCGAGGUUCCCCGAUAAGCCCCAUCCGUCUCAGUGUCUAGUCCUAGAGGACGCUCCGAAUGGGGUGAGAGGGGCAAUAGCAGCGGGAAUGCAAGCCGUCAUGGUUCCGUCAUCCGAAGUCGGUAAAGAACUCAGGAAACAAGCUACGUUAGUGUUACAGUCCCUGAACGAUUUUAAACCGGAGCUGUUCGGGCUACCCGCCAGGGAAUAAGUCUGGCCCAAUUUUAUUUAUUUAAUAAAGUUUGAUGUAAUAGGGAAAUUAUAUUUUUAUAGAAAAUAUCCAUGGUUUGUUUCUGGGUGCAAAACUAUUCAUAUUAUUUUUAAUUAACACACACACUUCUAGUGUGGUAGUUUUUGAUAAACACUUGCCCCAAGUCGUUUAUGUUCCGUGUUCAUUUUUUAAGUUUGAAUAGGCGCAAUUAAACAUAUUGUCGUCGUUA
Molecule: messenger RNA, 1049 nt
Organism: Anoplophora glabripennis (Asian longhorned beetle)
Lineage: Eukaryota; Metazoa; Arthropoda; Insecta; Coleoptera; Cerambycidae
Product: probable pseudouridine-5'-phosphatase
Exons: 3
Coding region: 137-820 (227 amino acids)
Molecular function (GO): phosphatase activity
Source: RefSeq, a predicted model, not a curated record